Messenger RNA from Pipistrellus kuhlii (Kuhl's pipistrelle), 2048 nucleotides. RefSeq names its product adiponectin receptor 1 (gene ADIPOR1). Gene Ontology annotation, molecular function: signaling receptor activity. The transcript is spliced from 8 exons. Gene Ontology annotation, biological process: adiponectin-activated signaling pathway. Lineage: Eukaryota; Metazoa; Chordata; Mammalia; Chiroptera; Vespertilionidae. Bases 232 to 1359 code for a protein of 375 amino acids. The record is from RefSeq and is a predicted model, not a curated record. Gene Ontology annotation, cellular component: plasma membrane.
GUCGCGGCGGUGACGUCAGCGCCUGGCCCCCUUCCGGCGCGGGGAGCGUCAGGACCAGGGCCGCCGGGCUGCAGGCCGCCUGCGGCGCUGCGGGAUGUAGCGCGGCGUCCGCGGCCCCAGCUCAGCCCGUCGCCGGCGUGUCUGCCGUCACAGGGAGAUCUCUGCCUCCUGGGGCCGAGACACCCAGCCCGCCCCCAAGCUGAAGCUGCAGGGCAUUGAGGUACCAGCUAAAUGUCUGCUCACAAAGGACCGGCGGUGGCACAGGGCAAUGGGGCUCCUGCCAGUAACAGGGAGACCGACACGGUGGAGCUGGCUGAACUGGGGCCCCUGCUGGAGGAGAAGGGUGCCUGCGGCAUCACUGACCCAGCCAAAGCUGAAGAAGAGCAAGCAUGCCCAGCGCCCCAGGAGGAGGAGGAGGAGGUGAGGGUCCUGACCCUCCCGCUGCAGGCCCACCAUGCCAUGGAGAAGAUGGAGGAGUUCGUGUACAAGGUCUGGGAGGGACGCUGGAGGGUCAUCCCGUAUGACGUGCUCCCUGACUGGCUGAAAGACAACGACUACCUGCUCCACGGCCACCGCCCGCCCAUGCCCUCCUUCCGGGCCUGCUUCCGGAGCAUCUUCCGCAUCCACACAGAGACCGGCAACAUCUGGACCCAUCUGCUCGGGUUUGUGCUGUUCCUGUUUCUGGGGAUCCUGACGAUGCUGAGACCAAACAUGUACUUCAUGGCCCCGCUGCAGGAGAAGGUGGUGUUCGGCAUGUUCUUCCUGGGCGCCGUGCUCUGCCUCAGCUUCUCCUGGCUCUUUCACACCGUCUACUGUCACUCCGAGAAAGUCUCUCGGACUUUUUCCAAACUGGAUUAUUCAGGGAUUGCCCUACUGAUUAUGGGGAGCUUUGUCCCCUGGCUCUAUUACUCCUUCUACUGCUCCCCACAGCCACGGCUCAUCUACCUCUCCAUCAUCUGUGUCCUGGGCAUCUCCGCCAUCAUUGUGGCACAGUGGGACCGGUUUGCCACGCCUAAACACCGGCAGACAAGAGCAGGGGUGUUCCUGGGCCUCGGUCUGAGCGGCGUCGUGCCCACCAUGCACUUCACCAUCGCCGAGGGCUUUGUCAAGGCCACCACCGUGGGCCAGAUGGGCUGGUUCUUCCUCAUGGCUGUGAUGUACAUCACCGGGGCCGGCCUCUACGCGGCUCGGAUUCCUGAGCGCUUCUUUCCCGGGAAGUUCGACAUAUGGUUCCAGUCGCAUCAGAUUUUUCACGUCCUGGUGGUGGCAGCAGCCUUCGUCCACUUCUACGGGGUCUCCAACCUUCAGGAAUUCCGCUACGGCUUGGAGGGCGGCUGUACUGAUGACUCUCUUCUCUGAGCCUCCCCGCAAGGCUGGAGGGGACCUUCCCAAGUGCUUUCAAAAAUAACUUCCUUGCUGAAGUGAAAGGAAGCGUCUGAGUUGUCUGUUUCUAGAAGAAACCUCUUAGAGAAUUCAGUGCCAGCCAGGCUUCAGCCCAUCUUCCCACCUCAGGGCGGGGGAAAGCUUUCCAUGCCCCUCGCGAGGAGGGGUGAUCCACUGGCCAUGCCUCCUCAGCAAGGCAGCUCUGUCCCCUCAGCACAGAGCGCUUUGAAGCUCACGUUGAGAUUUUAUCCCUCCUCCAACCAUUUUGGGGAAAAAUGAUGGACUGGGACUCUUCAGAAAUUUUUUCUGGAAGAAAACGUCCCUCCCUUACCCCCGUCCUUACUUUGUAACGUGGCUUAGAACAGGCCAUCCAUUUUGUAGCACACUUUUCAGAAAUGAUUGUAACUGGUCCCUCUGGGGCCUGGAUCUGCUGACGGCAGGAAGAAGUCACCGACUUCGAGGCAGCAGCUAAUCAUGGGAGUGUGUCCAGGCUUCAGAUAACUUGAGUUUCAAUUUUUUUCUUGGCAGAGUAAUGUAAAAUGGGGAGAGAUAUUUAAUAUUUAAUACUAAGCUUUAAAAAGAAAUCUGCUAUCAUUGCUGUGUAUCCUGAUGCAGAGGCUACGAUGAUAAUAAAAGGAAGUGCAGAAGACAAUUAGCAUUCAAAU